UUGUGUCUCUGCUCAAUGCAGUAAAUGUUCUUAAAAAAUGUUUAAAUGUUCUUUAAAGCACCAGAAAAGGCUGCGGCAGCGGCAGCCCCAUCAGCGCCAGAGCGUCCACCAGCUCAAGUGCAAGAUGUACGUAGAGGGGAGGAAGCUGUGGUCCAAAGAUCUAAGCCGGAGAUGCGGACGGAGGACGCUCCAGUUCCAGCUCCCUCAGAGCCCAAGAAGCUUGAGGUUCCUGGGAAAUCACUGCCACUGGUUCCUAAACGUGAACCAGAGGUUCCAAAGAAGGCAGAAGAACCGGAGCUUGGAGAGAAAACGAAGAAGGUGAUUAGGUUUCCUGAAAAAGUUGAAGAUUCCAAAACAACGAGAGAAACUGAAAAGAACGUUCCAGAAACCAAGAAAAGGUUUCCAGAAAGGAUAACUGAAGCUCCAACCAAGGUUGCAGAAAAAUCCAAAGAGAAAAAGAGGGAUCCAGAGCCUCCCAUAAAGGUUCCUGAAACACCAAAGAAGGUUCCAGAAGAAGCAGAGGUUAUGGAACCAGCAGCCGAGCUUCAGAGUAAAACAGGAGCUCCAAAGCUGGACCUGGAGAAGGCUCUGCCAGGUCCCAGAGGACCUCCACCCAAAGACAAACCAGAAAAAAUCUCAGUUCAUCUAAAACAAGACCUGAAGCUACAGACAGUUGAGGAUGAGGAUGUUUGGAAGUCGGUGCUUGAAGAAAGUUUCUCUGCAGCAAAUGAAGAGAAGCAUGAAGAUGUUCAGAUAUUUGAGAGAAGAUUAAAACCCAAAGAGUUAGAUGGUAGAGAUGAGAGGCCUUCAAAUGGGUGGAAAGAAGGUAGGGAGAAAACAGAAGAGUUCGAGUGUCCAGAGCAUGAAAAGCUGGAAAUCAUCCGACCAAAUGAGGACGGAGCUCUGGGAAAAACCAGAAAAGAGUCUCUGGUCACCUCUCCUCCUCAUCUAACUGUAACUCAGAUUCCAUCAAAAGAUGCCAGAAGUUUGACUGAAACAAAUCCAGAGAACAUAAAGGUUACUCCGGUUAAAGAUGUUGUUUUAUUGGAGAGAAGAAAAGAACAGAAGUUUUUUACUUUUUCAGCUGAGGAGCUUAAAGAAGAUGCUUUUGUUUCAGCACAGCAUCUUGAAACCAGAGAGGAGAAGAAAUCUAUUGAAUGUGAACAUUUCUCAUUUCAAAGAUCCACCAAUCUGCACAUUGCGGAUAUUAUUGGAGCAGACCUGAAGACAGCUCCUCCUAGCAGUGUGUCGUCAUUGGAGGAGACAAAAGCAGAACCAAAGCCUUCACCCCCUCCUCCUCCACAGAAAGUCACCCCCCCUGCAGAGGAGAAGAAGCCAGAACAAAAACCUUCACCACCUCCUCCUUCUCAGAGGGUUGCUCCUCCCACAGAGGAGAAGAAACAGUCAGUAGCAGCACCACCAGCUCCUACGCCCAAAGUUGCUCCUCCUGCAGUGUCUCCUCCGGAAGAAAAGAAGCCUUCUCCAGUAUCCAAAGAACCGGCAGCGGAGAAACUUGUUCUUCCAGCAGCUCCAGUUGCACCAGUGGAGAAGAAACCAGAGCCAGCUGGAAAGGCUGAACCUAUCAGCGUCUCUGAGAAAAUCUCUCCUCCUGAAGACAAGGAACCAGUUUCAGCUCCUGGACCAACCAAAGCCCCUACUCUUAGACAAAAGGAUAAAAUUCCUAUUCAGGAGGAAAACACUGAGGUUCCUAAACCAAAACCUAAAGUCACCAAAAUACCAAAAGUAAAGGAGCCAGAGAGGGAGACCGUCCAGCUGAAGAAGGUUCCAGUAAAACCUCCAGAGCCUGAGAAGGAGGUCAUAACCCAUCAGACUGAAGUGAUGAAACAUCAAACCUCCGAACUAUCAGUGCGAGGACUUCAUGACAGAGAAGACCGAGAGAUAAUAACCUUCGGAAGAACCGAACGAGUCUUCACAGCACAACAGGAAACAAUUCAGCUGAGCCAAAGUGAGGAGAUGGAAACUCUUCAGAUAAUCAAAGCGGCGGAGAAAGAGGUUUGGACAAGAACCGCAAAACCCAAGAAAGAAGAAGAAGCCAAAGUUCCAGAUGUAGAGAAGAAGAAAAUCAAGAAAUUGCCAAAGACAGAUGAGCCAAAGGAAUCUGUAAAACUAAAACCAGUCGAAAGGUCUGAGAAGUUCGAACAAGAGCCGGUCAAAGCGAGACCGGUUCCUGGUACCGAAACAACAAAAGACCCAGAAGUCAGAGUUCAGAGGCCUAAGGAGAGAGAAGAUGGAGAGAUAAACCCACCUGGAAGACCUGAUAGAGUGGCUCCCCUUGCUGAAGAGCCAUCUGAAGGUGUUCCAACAGCAGAACCCAAACCGCCACAGGAAGAAGGCAAAACCCCACUGAUCAGAACCACAAAGGCAAAAGGCGAAGAACCUCAGCCAGAUUUAUCCAAGAAGAAGAUUAAGAAAUUACCCAAGAAAGACGAAGAACAAGAGGUUGUGACGUUAAAGCCUUUUCAAAAACCUGCAGCGGUUGAUCAAACACCAGAUGUUAAGGUUUCCAAGACAGCUGAUAAGCCCAAAGUAAGUCCCCAAUCAGAGGGGAAGGAGAAGCAAAUCACAAUGAAGACUAAAGUCCCCAAGCCAGAAGAUGGGCAGCAGAUAAAGGAGCUCUCUCAACGUCCGAGGGACCAAACAGUCAAAGACAUGAAGGACGUGGAGAAAGAGACUCCUGUGAAGAAGGAAGAACCUGCCCUUCCGGCCAAGAAGCCAAGUCCUCCUCCUCUUAAAGAGAAGAUCUCGUCUACUAAGGCACAGAAGCUCCCAGAAAAACCAGACGAUGUCCUAAAGAAAGGCGUUGGACCAAAAAAGACUCCUUCUCCCAGGGUCAGUGUGGAUAAAGCAGAAAAGCCUGUUGAGGAGCUGCAGAAGGUUGAGUUGAAGACUCCGUCACCAAAGUUGGACGAGCAGAAGGAGGCAGAGAAAGUUCCAGCUCAGGGAAAGGCCUCCAAACCCGUUUCCCCCACCGAAGCCGUCACACUCAAGAAGGUCCCCAUGAAGCCGUCGACAGAUGAGGCCCCAGAACCAGAGCAGCCCCACAAAGGCGGGGUCCCCCUGCUGAAGGCCGUCUCUCCUGGAGCCGUCGAGAUGACAAGAGUGACGACUCACCCCGAGGAGGAGGUUCAUGAACAGGAGCCUGAAGAAGAGGUUGAAGAGGAGUCCUGGGGCUGGGACCUGGUUCCCUCCGAGGACUGGGAAGGUGAAGAGACAGACGGAGCCGUCCAAACGCCGGGUAUGCCUGGUGGCAGACGAGAUGGGAAACCAAGCGAGGAACCAUCGAAGGGCAGAGGCAGAGGAUUUGGGGCGAGGCAGACUCCAUCUCCCGGUGAUGGCGGCAAGGGUCGGGGCUUGAAGCCAGGUGGCAAAGGUCCAUCGCCACCAGAGGAACCGUUCGCAGGCUUCAAGCUCAAACCAGUGGCUCUGAAGUUUGUCAAGAAGAUCCAGGACAUCGUUCUGCAGGAGGCUGAGUCCAUCGGUUCAUCUGCCGUGUUCGAAUGUGAGGUCACGCCCUCCACAGCCAUCACCUCCUGGAUGAAAGAUGGCGGUAACCUGCGUGAAGGUCCGAAGCACAAGUUCAUCUCUGACGGCAAAGACCGGAAGCUGCACAUCAUCGAUGUCCAGCUGUCGGACACUGGAGAAUACACCUGCGUAGCCAAGAAUGCUGGGAAGGAGAUUUCCUGCACUGCUAAGCUCAUCGUUGAAGAGCUGCCUGUGAAAUGGCUGAAGGAGCUGGAGCCUGAGACGUCAUGCAUGAAAGGUCAGCCCAUGUACCUGACCUGUGAGCUGAACAAAGAGAGAGACGUGGUGUGGAAGCGUAACGGAGAGCUGCUGAAGAAGAAGGCUGGGAAAGUGGCCAUCAACGUGAUUGGGAUGCAGCACGCUGUGACCAUCCAGAACUCCACCGACGAGGACUCCGGCGUCUACACCUGCGAGGUCGACGGUCAGGAGGAUGUCAAGACGACGACCAACGUCAAAGUGAUUGAAAUCAUCAAAGACUGGCUGGUAAAGCCUCUGAGGGACCAGCAUGUGAAACCAAAGAACAAGGCAACGUUUAAAUGCGAGCUCUUCAAAGACACACCCAACUGGAAAUGGUACAAAGGGGAGAAUGAAGUCGCCCCUUCUGACAAGGUGGAAAUUAAGAAAGACGGAAAAGAUGUGAGCCUGACCAUCAACAACUGCCAACCUGACGACGUGUCAGACUACACCAUCGAGGUGGAGGACCGCAGAUACACGGCCAAGCUCACACUGGGAGAGCGUGAAGCUGAGAUCCUGAAACCUCUCGCCAGCGUUGAGGUGGUUGAGAAGGAGGAGGCUCACUUUGACACUGAGAUAUCUGAGGAUGACGUUCCCGGCGAAUGGAAACUCAGAGGCCAGGUUCUAACCAGAUCACCGACUUGCGACAUUAAAGCUGAGGGUCCAAAGCGCUUCCUGACGCUGAAGAACGUACAGCUGGAUCAGGCCGGAGAAGUUUCCUUCCAGGCUCUGAACGCCAACACCAGCACCAUGCUCACCGUUAAAGAGAUCGAAAUGGGCUUUGUUGACGAGCUGAAGGAUGUGUCUGUGCCUGAAAAGAAACAGGCUAAGUUUGAAUGCACCAUCACCAAGGAUGUGCCUAAGGUCAUGUGGUUUAAAGGGGUUGAAAUCAUCACCCCAAGCCCCAAAUAUGAGCUAAUUGACGAUGGGAAGAAACACAUGCUGAUUAUAAACAGCUGUGAGUUUGACGAUGAGUCUCAGUACACCGUAGAGGUGUUGGACCGAAGAUCCACCGCUCAGCUGACGGUGGAAGGCAUGAGGCUGAAAUUUGUGCAGCACCUGCAGGAUCAAACGAUCAAAGAAGGUAACACGGUGCGCUUUGAUCUGGAGCUGACGCACGAGAACGUGCCUGUAGUUUGGUACCGAAACGAGGUGAAGCUCCACGUGAGCCGAACCGUGCUCAUGCACACGGAAGGACGGCGGCACACCUUAGAAAUGAGGUCGCUGAGUUUAGAUGAUACCUGCCAGAUAAAGGCAGAAGCCAAAGGAAUUUACUCCUCAGCCAAGCUGACAGUUAUAGAGGGAGACGCCGUCUUCCUGGUGAAGCUACAGGAUUACACCGCCACCGAGAAAGACGAGGUGACGCUGGACUGCGAGCUGAGCAAGGAUGUCCCCGUGGUCUGGUAUCAUGAGGAGAAGGAGGUCAUAGCCUCCAAACUGGUGGUGAUGAGGUCAGAGGGCACGCGCAGGUCUCUGGUCCUGAAGAAGGUCGCGCAGAACGAUCAAGGAAAAUACGUCUGUGACUGUGGGACGGACAAAACCUCUGCCAGCAUCCUGAUAGAGGCACGCGACGUGAAGGUAGUCAGACCGAUUUACGGCGUGGAGCUGUUUGACGGAGAGACGGCUCGGUUCGAGGUGGAGAUCUCAGAGGACGACGUCCACGGCCAGUGGAAGCUGAACGGAGAAGUGCUCAGUCCAUCCUCUGAUGUGGACAUCAUCGAGGAGGGAGGCAAACACACUCUGAUUCUCUACAACUGUAAGGUGUCCAUGACCGGGGAGGUGGCCUACUCUGCUGCCAAUGCCAAAUGUUCUGCCAACCUGAAGGUCAAAGAACUUCCUCUGAACUUCCUUACGCCUCUGAGCGACGUCCAGGUUUACGAGAAGGAUGAAGCCCGCUUUGAGGUGGAGGUGUCCAGACCUCCCAAGAGCUUCCGCUGGCUCAAAGGCUCUCAGGAACUGACGAGCGACGACAAGUAUGAAAUGAUCCAAGAGGGGAAAAUGUACGUCCUGCUGAUCCGAUCGGCGGCCUUUGACGACGAGGCCAAGUACAUGUUUGAGGCAGAGGACAAGAGGACGACCGGCAAACUCAUCAUUCAGGGUAUUCGCCUGGAGUUUGUCAAACCCAUUAAAGAUGUGACGGUAAAAGAGCGGGAAACCGCAGAGUUCAGCAUUGAGCUCUCUCACGAAAACAUCUCGGUGAUUUGGUACAAAAACGACGUCCGGCUGCUUCCCAGUAAGGUCAUCCACAUGUCGGAUCACGGAAAGGUCCACACUCUGGCCUUCAAGGAGGUGACCAUCGACGACACGUCUUUGAUCAAGGUGGAGGCCAUGGACAAGAGCAUGACCGCCAUGCUCACCGUCAUUGAGGGCGACAUCUACUUCACCACCAAGCUGCAGAACUACACUGCCGUGGAGAAGGACGAGGUGAAGCUGGUCUGCGAACUCAGCAAGGCUGCCGCCGACGUGAAAUGGUUCAAGGAUGGGCAGGAGAUCACCCCGUCCAAGAACAUCGCCAUCAGCGCUGACGGAAAGAAGAGAAUCCUGAUGGUCCGUAAGGCGGAGAAGGCUAACAUCGGAGAGUACACCUGCGACUGUGGUUCAGACAAAACCACAGCCAACCUGAAAAUCGAAGAGCGUGACAUCAAGGUUGUCCGUCCGCUGUACAGCGUGGAGGUCACCGAGACGGAGACCGCUAGGUUUGAGACGGAGAUCUCUGAGGAGGAUGUCCAUGGAAACUGGAAGCUGAAGGGAGAAGCUCUGCACCAGUCAGCUGAUGUGGAGAUUAAAGAGGAAGGAACCAAACAUCUGCUGAUUCUCUAUAACGUCCGUAUGGACAUGGCUGGGGCUGUGGACUUCUCUGCAGCCAAUGCCAAAUCCAACGCUCAGCUCAGGGUCAAAGCUCGCUCCAUCACACUGAUGCGUCCUCUGAAGGACGUUACGGUGACGGCGGGAGAGACGGCCACCUUCGAGUGUGAGCUGUCAUACGACGGAAUCGAAGUGGAGUGGUUUGUUGGAGGACAGAAGAUGGAAGCCAGCGAUCGG
Messenger RNA from Cyprinodon variegatus (sheepshead minnow), 6819 nucleotides. RefSeq names its product titin-like. The annotation marks the transcript as partial. The transcript is spliced from 28 exons. The record is from RefSeq and is a predicted model, not a curated record. NCBI's taxonomy places the organism in Eukaryota, Metazoa, Chordata, Actinopteri, Cyprinodontiformes, Cyprinodontidae.